CCCCGCCCCGCCGGGCGGUUUGAUUAAUGACUCUCCCGCCGCUGAGGGGCGGCUCCUCUACGCGGCGGCCCGCCGCACGGCCCCGUCGGUGGGCGCGUACCCCCGCGCGACCUGUCGUCGUGGCUCGAAGCACAGGCCAGGCAGGAAGGCGCCCGUAUAAAAGGCGCAGCCAGCGGCGACUGAGAGUGGCCGUCGACUUCGGCUUCGGCUGGACGAGGAUGGAGUGACCGGCGCUGCCCUGGCCACGGCAGACCCGGCUCGACGCCAUCGCCCGCUUGUACAGUGGAACCAAGCUCCGUACGGCCGUUCCAAGAAAGCGCGCACGCGGUGCUGGAAGCUGCCAUGGAGCGUGGCCACCGGGCGGGCAGCCCGCUGAGUGCCCGUGCCGAACCCGCGGCCCCGGCCGCCUCCCCCCGCGACUCGAGCCCGGGGCGGACUGGGCUGGGGUCUGCGGGUCCCGGGGGCGGCUUGCGCUCCGGGGGCGGGCGACCGGCGGCGGCGAACGCCGCGCGGGAGCGCAGCCGCGUGCAGACCCUGCGGCACGCCUUCCUGGAGCUGCAGCGCACGCUGCCGUCGGUGCCGCCCGAUACCAAGUUGUCCAAGCUGGACGUGCUGCUGCUGGCCACCACCUACAUCGCGCACCUCACCCGCAGCCUGCAGGACGACGCCGACUCCCCGGCCGACCCCGGGCUGGGCGCCUUGCGCGGCGAUGGCUACCUGCACCCGGUCAAGAAAUGGCCCAUGCGAUCAAGAUUAUACAUUGGUGCUACUGGUCAGUUUCUGAAGAAUUCUGUCUCUGGAGAAAAGGCAAAUCAUAGCAACUCUCCAACAGACUCCCAGCCUUAGGAUCACCCCUGGUGGGGGUUGGUAAAAGAGCAGGCUGUUGUUUUUAAAUAUUAUGGAAUUCUAUAUUUAUUACAUCAAACAAACACCAUAUCUGAAAGUUUACAUUUGAACCUAUAUUUGAAUGCUCAAAUUUACCUCUUAGCCAAAUGUGGAAUGAAAUAAUCAGUCUCCUAUAAAACACACAUAGCAUCUAGUCAUUGUGAGAGUCACUGCUAUACAGUGCAAGAGAAACUAUAAGGAAAAAUAAUACAUGAAAGCAAACAAUUGUGUGUAUAUAUAUCCAAAGAAUGCAUACAUUUUCUGUCAUGUACUUAUUACAAACAGAAAAGCUAAUAUCUAUCAGUACAGUAGUCUUCCUAGUUUCAAAAAUAAAAUCUGUUUGUAAUA
Molecule: messenger RNA, 1233 nt
Organism: Oryctolagus cuniculus (rabbit)
Lineage: Eukaryota; Metazoa; Chordata; Mammalia; Lagomorpha; Leporidae
Gene: TCF24
Product: transcription factor 24
Biological process (GO): developmental process; regulation of transcription by RNA polymerase II
Molecular function (GO): protein dimerization activity; RNA polymerase II transcription regulatory region sequence-specific DNA binding; DNA-binding transcription factor activity, RNA polymerase II-specific
Source: RefSeq, a predicted model, not a curated record